GACAUAUUACUGUUUUCAGAUAAAUAAUAGUUUAAUAAACAAAGAAUGGAGAAAAAUAAACCGGCUGCGAACGCCGCCGUUGUCGGCCGCCAGAAACUUUUCAAAAAUGAAGGAAAGGAUCAAGAGGAGAUGAAGAAGAAGAGGAACGAUGUAACUGUAGAGAUCAGGAAGAACAAGAGAGAUGAAACACUACAGAAGAAGAGGAAUGUACCGAAUACCGAGGAUACUACAGAUGAUGAGGAGGGAAGGGAGAACCUAUCCAACUCCAGCUUGGAAACUAUUGUAGAGAAGGCCCAGUCCCCUGAUCCUGCUACUCAGCUUCAUGCUGUACAGGCUGCUAGAAAGUUGUUGUCAAGUGACCGAAAUCCUCCAAUUGAUGCCCUCAUCGCCUCUGGCAUCCUACCAGUUCUAGUCAACUGCCUCAAGUCAACCGACAACCCUAGCCUCCAGUUCGAGGCUGCCUGGGCGCUGACAAAUAUCGCAAGCGGAACGAGUCAGCAGACGCAUGCUGUGGUGGCAGCUGAGGCAGUGCCACUCUUUCUUCAGCUGCUCACCUCACAACAUCAGAAUGUUUGUGAACAGGCUGUUUGGGCCCUGGGAAACAUCAUUGGUGACGGUCCUCAGCUCCGUGAUUAUGUAAUCCAGCUUGGAGUUGUUCAACCUCUUCUAACCUUCAUCAACCCUGAGAUCCCGAUCUCCUUCUUGAGGAACGUGACCUGGGUGGUGGUAAACUUGUGCAGGAACAAGGAUCCUCCCCCUCCUAUCGAUACUAUCAAGGAGAUUCUUCCUGCUUUAUCCAUGCUGAUCCAUCACUCCGACAUCAACAUUCUCGUAGACACGGUCUGGGCGCUCUCCUACCUCACGGACGGUGGGAAUGAGCAGAUCCAGAUGGUGAUAGAUAGUGGAGUAGUCUCUAAACUAGUGCCUCUUCUCAGUCAUAGGGAGGUUAAAGUUCAGACGGCAGCUCUACGUGCUGUUGGAAACAUUGUGACCGGGACGGAUGAUCAGACCCAAACUGUUCUUAAUCACGGAGCUCUAGAUCAUUUCCCUGGUCUUCUUAAUCAUACAAAAGAGAAGAUUAAUAAGGAGGCCGUUUGGUUUCUGUCAAACAUAACAGCUGGAAACCAGGGACAGGUUCAAGCAGUUAUAGAUCAAGGACUAGUUCCUAUGGUUAUAUCACAUCUUGCCAGGGGAGAAUUCCAAACCCAGAAGGAGGCCGCCUGGGCAAUCUCAAACCUAACAAUCUCCGGGAAUAAAACCCAGGUUGCAUACCUGGUCCAACAGGGGGUUAUUCCUCCAUUCUGCAAUUUGUUGAGCUGCAAAGACACCCAGGUUAUCCAAGUUGUCCUGGACGGUCUGAACAACAUGCUCAAGAUGGCCGGCACAGAGGUCGAGGCGGUCGCGGCCAUCAUUGAGGAGUACGGAGGUCUGGACAAGAUAGAGGCUCUGCAGAACCACGAAAACGUCGAAAUUUACAAACUCGCGUACGAGAUAAUCGAGCAAUAUUUCAAUGACGAGGAGGAGGAAGAUGCAGGAUUAGCUCCGGCUGCAACGGAGGAAGGAUUCCAGUUUAACUCCGGUCCUGAAGGAGAUCAACCCGCAGGAGGAUUCAACUUCUGAACUGAGGAUGCACCUCGUACGACUGCAACUUCGAAACCUAAACUAUCUUCUGUAGAUGGAUACUGUUGUCUGUGAGAGCUAUGCUUUUCCUGCAACCGCUCCGCCUCUCAGCAGCUGGUUCGCCUAUUUAUCUGCCACGCCCUGGCAAUGCACCCCUUCUCCGCCCUCGACACUCAAUACUGGAGGCAGAAUUUAAGCGCAAGCGUCUCUCAAUUACUGUGUCAGCCUGUGUGUUUGUAGUUUCCCCUCCACCCAAGACGAAGAACUAGAAAAUCCUCCAAAUUUACUCCACUCCGCCAUGUUUAAAACCAGAUAUACCUCCGCCCAACCUACUCUCUCCUCCUUCCCGGGAACUACUGUAUGUGUGCCAACUGUGUAAAGAUGAGGAAGGAACAGUACUCCCCCUUCCCUAGUCAAUCUUAUUCUGAGCUCAACAUGUGAACUGUGUUAUAUAUUAUGUGAGCUAGUACCGAGCAACUGAAUGAAACUGUGAGCUAUCUCGGCACUACUAUGUGUGAAAUUCAUACUUGAAGAAUUCUGCUAAACUCAAUCUAUGAUAUCUCCCUCUGGGACCCUUUGUUCCCUGUAUAUACUAGAUUGUACAACUGCAACGCAUGGUUUUGAGGAUCCCAACCCUCGAAACCAUUUAAACACACACCUCAGUACAUGGAUGGUUUAAUACAGCAGCUCCUGCUUGUAGUUAGACAAUAUGUACUUCUAGAUCUUUCUAUUCUCCUUACAUCUCAUAAAUGUUAAAAUUAACUGCUUUCACAAAGAUCAAUUUUGAUCUUUUCAUUGGUUUGAAGAGAUAAAAGUGUGAAAGAAAAUAACACUUUUGAUAAAUAAACUCCCUUUUCACGAUGGCAUCCAUCGAUCAAUGUUCUUCAAGCGAUAACAUUUCUACAACACUCCCCUGAAUUGCAAGCCCCUGCGCGAUCUUUUGUAAUGUAAUUUAUCGAUUAUGUAAUGAUCAGUUAUCGGGAGAUAAUUUCAAAUGUAUCUAAGUAAGAAAUUAUGUAUUUGUCUUUUGAUCGUUGGAUUGGAGUAAUCCCCUGUGAAUUGUCCAAACGAUCAUUUGACCCGUAAACUUGAUUUCUACAUAGGAAAUGAUCAGCUGCGCGAUCAUUGCUUGAUCAAUGAUCAUGCUGAAACGAUAUUAAACGUAAACUUUGUUCAGGAAUCCCUCGCGUACUGCAACCUUUUCCUUCAAAUCUUCAUUAAAUCAUUCCAGUACAUAUUUCUAUUCUUUCUUCUGUACUAGACAGUUGUUGACAGUGUACUUGACCUGUACAGUGUACAUAAUUUGACAAUGUACAAUGUGCUUGACGUACUCUUUGUACGUUCAGUUAUGUAAAGUGUACAGGUCACAGGACUAAUAUUGUACUGUAUAUACUGAUGUAGUACCGUACAGUUUUAUAUAACGAAUACUCUAAAUUGCACAUUCAAAGUGUACUAUGUACACUGCAAAUAAAGUUGACAGUGUACAUUAGGUUUACAGUGUUAUAAAAAUUUUCGAUGUAAACACUUUGUACUCAAUGUGUAUGUAUAAUGUAUAUUCUGUCAAUUGUACUGUACACAGAGGAUCUAAGGAUUAGAACUAUGUGAAUGAUCGUUUCCUCCCUAAGUGCGUUGCACGCUAUAUUGAGCUGUGAUAGUAGUACGCUAGGGAGUCCUUACACGCGGGUGUGUCACUACAGUACAUAGCUAUCUAAAUCAUGUAUAACAUGUGCAUUAAUCAUGUACGUACAGUGCUUAAGUAUGUUUGGACACCCUUAAUUCAGGUUGUCUUAAUAGUACUCAAAAACUUCUUAAACAAACCAAUUUUGGCAUUAAAUUAUAUAUUGUUAAGGCAUCCUGUUGUAGGUAAUUUUUUGUUAAAAAUAAAAUACAAAAUCUC
This is a messenger RNA of Eurytemora carolleeae, 3517 nucleotides long. RefSeq names its product importin subunit alpha-4 (gene Kap-alpha3). The record is from RefSeq and is a predicted model, not a curated record. Gene Ontology annotation, molecular function: protein binding; nuclear import signal receptor activity. Gene Ontology annotation, cellular component: cytoplasm; nucleus; nucleoplasm. The transcript is spliced from 12 exons. NCBI's taxonomy places the organism in Eukaryota, Metazoa, Arthropoda, Copepoda, Calanoida, Temoridae. Gene Ontology annotation, biological process: NLS-bearing protein import into nucleus. The coding region runs from base 46 to 1620 and encodes 524 amino acids.